This is a messenger RNA of Belonocnema kinseyi, 8253 nucleotides long. RefSeq lists its product as uncharacterized. The coding region runs from base 1 to 8253 and encodes 2750 amino acids. The record is from RefSeq and is a predicted model, not a curated record. The transcript has 6 exons. NCBI's taxonomy places the organism in Eukaryota, Metazoa, Arthropoda, Insecta, Hymenoptera, Cynipidae.
AUGUUUAUAUCAGGCAGUAACGAUCAGAGUCCAAUUCGUUCCGGCAGACUAGCGGUGGUAGGGCAUUGCAGGGCUCGGAGGGGGGAGGCUAUCGUGGCGCCACUUCAAGCAGCUCCCUUAUGGGCAGCUCCAGCAUCUCUGCCCACCCCCUCCUGCCCCUCGGCGACCCCGCAAUUCCUAGAACUGCUGGUCCACGUAGUUUCUCAGCUCAAGGGGCGAGAGACGGUUGCGACUCUCGUCACGGAAGGACCGCAGUGCACAACUCUGGGAACCCCGGCUCUGUCUCUGUCAUGCGGCUCGAUGACACUGGAUUCUCCGACGACUGUGACGAGUGUCUCGAUGGGAGGGACGAGUCACCGUCGCGACGACACAGCUACGUCCUUUCGGACGCUCACCUCUAUCGACGUGCAUUCGCCUGCCAGCCCGAGCCAGGUCCCAGUUCAGCGACAAUCGCAUGCUACCAGUCAACAGCGGAUUACAACAGCAGGUCGUAUCAGCCCCUCUAACAGCGUAUCUUCCCCUGAAUUCCCACCGCCGCGACCUUUGCCCCGAUAUCCUUGGCAGCGAUCGGCUAGCUGCCGUGAAUUGUACGCUUCCAGCUUCGAGGAUUCGGGCAAAGCGCGACCGAAAGAGGCGAAAUCCUCCGGGGAAUCGGUCUUAACGACAUUCCAACUGCCAUCCCAAGGAGAACUUGAUAAUCCCGUCACGCGGUAUGACGAGACCCAGCGCUCCUACAGUGCCGCGAGCUCCAAAUUACCCUCACUUGAUCACGAUUCAGUCCCGGAUCGAAUUUACAGCAGUUCGUAUCCCGGAACAUCGUCAUUGUCUACCGAGUCCGGACACGAGGAGUCCGGUCAGGUGGGAGAUCUCUCUCACGAUGAUCUCUCACACGAUUCCUACGAGUUGUUGGAGCGAGAGCAUGAAUUUGAAUAUCCAGAAUCCUACUCCAGUCCCCAUGAUGAGAAUGAACCGAUGUCUGACAAUAGUGACGAAGGAAUCGAGCCCGAGAUGUUCCAAAUGGACUCCGAGACUGAUUCCUUCGUCAAGCAUCGCUCGAUUAAAUCCACCGAUAAACAGCUAUUCAAAUCCGUGCUCACUGACCUUAAGAAUAUUAAAACCAAGUCCAUCGAUCGGUACUCAGCCAUUGCGAAAUCAGAAGGUGAAUUUGUCAUCACUGAGUCUAGGAUUCAAAGAUCAAACACACAGAUUGAACGUAAAUUUGAGACGAGACACGCAAAUUCGGUUGAAAAUAAACCCCCGCUUCCGCAUCAGGAUUCGAAUAAAAAAGACCCGGUGAUAUUACAGGUUCAGAAGCAAAAAAUGACUGUAUUGAAUGAGUUGAAGAGCCUGAAGCCGAAACAUAAAAUGACUCAUGUCGACUCAGAGGUUUUGCGAGAUGAGGGAAUCAUGAGACCAAAGUCGCGAAUCGAUGAUAGUCUCAGCCCUGUCGAGAAUAAAAAAUCUGUUAGGACAGUAAGAGCAAAAAGUAUUGCGAGUUUAGAGGAAAAUUCGUCGCGGAUGUUUGUGGAAACCGGUAGCUUAGGGCGAGGUAAUAAAUCUCGGGAUAGAAGGCGCGAGGCGGAAGCGAUAGUAGAUAAGGUCUUUUCCAAGAUACAAGAGAAGGAGCGAAAGCGAAUUGAGAGGGAGAAUUCGAGAGAGGCUAGGAGGAUGGAAAAAGUCGAUUCUAGGGAACGAAGAGAACGUAGGAGUAUCGAUCGGUUAGAUUCGCGGGAGAUUUAUAGGCGACGUAGUGUCGAGCGGGAUGACGUUUUUGAAUUGCGAAGAAGUAUUGAGAGGCUAGAUACAAGGGAAAGAAGUUGCGAUCAGUUGGACUUUUACCGAAGUGAUUAUAGUGAAAAUGUUGAGCAGGAGAGACGUAAAAGUCUUGACAAUUUGGAUAGGGUCCAUAGAGAAAAGAGUCAUCGUCAACAGGAGACUAGAGAACGUAGAGAGAGGAGCAUUGAACGACUCGAUCGCGAGUUGCGAAAAAGUCCGAAGAGUCCCAAGGGUCUAAAAAGUCCUAAGAGUCCCUUAGAUUAUAGUCAGAGACACACUUUGGAGCGUUUAGAUUCUGGCAACAAAAGUCCCUUCGAGUAUUUGAAGGAAUCGAGGCGUAAAAGCGUUGAAAGGUUGGACUCUAGGGAUCGUCCGACAUUUGAUUUUGAUCCUGCUGCUAUUGAACGGAUGAGUUCUCUAGAACAAAGUUAUGUUGAGCAAUUUAGUACCAAAGAGAGCAAACCGGAUCGGAAGAGUCUCGAGAAAUUGGACUCGCGUGAGCGGAAGAGUCUGGAUCGGUUUGAUUCGAAAGAGAACAAGAGUUUUGAUAACGUGGAACAGCGAGAAGAUUACGAGAGAAAGAAAAAUAUUGAGAAGCUUGAUUAUAGGGACACGAGGAGGAACGGGAAGAUGGAGAAGGGAAUUUCCGAGGAGAAGCCAAGGGAAAGAGAUGAUUGGAGAAGUUUGGAGAAAGCUAGGAAGGAAAAUGAAAGGCGAGAGAAGGAGCGUCAGAAAUUCUCAAUUGAUUCGCGAACAGAAACUGUGAUAGGUGUUCCUAAUGAAAUAGAGAUUUCGAAACCGAAGACAGUAUUCACUGAGUACGAUCCGAAGAUAAUUGGAGGGAUCGUUGUCGGAUUUGAUGAUUCCAACUUGCCCGGCCAUGUUUCUGUUGAACGCACAAAAAGUGAUCCUAAUCCUGCUAGAUCUAGAAUAGGUUCCAACAGCAAGAGACACAUGCUUAUGCACCAAAAGUCGAUAGAUCUCACACCAGCCGAUUCCGGCGAUGAAGACGCAUUUACUGAUGGAGUAGGUGCUCAGAAACCCGUCGUUGACAUCCCCUAUACUUUGCACAAACGACAUGUGAUGAAUGGUACUGCCUCUGAUGAGAAAUCUGAAUCGGAUAGUGGCAAAAUUUGCAAGGUGAAGACCCUUGCGAAGGAAUUGCCGCAGUUGCCUUUAAAGACAGUUACAGAUAUGACUUGUAUAGACUUAUCAAAACUUCCACCAAUAGAUAAACCCAUCGCCAAAUUAUCCCCCGAAAAACCCAGAAGUAUUUUAGUAAGUCCCGAUAAACCAAAGUCAAUUUUAAGUUCCUUAGAUAAAUCUAAGAGUAAUUUAAGCUCGGGCUCAAAACGAUCACCGACAGAGCGUAAGACAUUUGUUUACAAUUUGUCACCAACUGAUAGGAGCCCCACGAAAUUUACUGGAAAGGGUCCAUCGCCCAAUCGACUCUUUCCAAAGACCAUGUCCUUAGAUCGAGGCAAAUCCGAUGCUUCCUUAGGUGAUAGAACCUAUACAAAGUACUCGAGUCUCGAUAAAAAGUCUUCCAAGUUAUCCACCACUGAACCGAUAGUUACGAUUGUUUCAGUUAUUGAGAAAAGAUCACCGAAGAUCUCACCUAAAGUUUCUCCUAAGGUCUCUCCCAAAGUCUCACCUAAGCUAUCGCCAACUGAUCCUCUUGUUACGAUCGUCUCAGUUCUUGAGAAGAAGCGAUCUUCUUCUUUAGACAAGUCGAAGGAUAAGGUAGGUUUCAAUUUUGCGGACGUCGUCGGGCUUGGAAUCAAACAGGAAUUGCAGCGACGAGAGAAGGAGAGGCUUAAAGUGCCAGACGACAGUUUGGAGAAGCAAGACAGUAUCGAAAAGAUUCCUUUGCCUGAAAUACCCUCGCUGCCUUUUGAUAUCGAGAAAAGUACACAAAUUUCGCCAAAGCUAAUCGUAUCACCCGAAAAAUCUGAAGUAGUCAAGCCCAAAGCUAUGGAAAAACCAACGAUUCCGGAAAAGACUAAACGAAUCUUGGACAAAAUAGAGUCCAGAUUCACAGAAGCUAAUAAGAAUUCUGCGACUAAAGUUGCUAGACCAAAAAUCAUUGAUACUGGUUUUGAUGAUUUUGUUGACCCAGUUGCUGAUCUUCCACUUGAUGAAGUUCCCGUGAAACCUGCUUUAGAAUUAGAUAGCCUAAAGGUUCCCGAAUUCACUCCCUUCUUGUUGAGACCACAUGCAGAACCUUUGCGUUCAAAGUCUCUCUCAUUGGCAGAGGAAAAAGCACCUAUUGACACUUUAUUGUCCCCUGAUCGCGAAAUUAAACAUUUCGUACAGGAUGUUUCUCCCAAAAAGAUGAAAAAAGCCAAGUCCGAGCCAAAGAAGGACUUUAAGAAGCAAUCCAAGUCUCUGGAAGGUGAUAAACCAACUGUGAAGAAGACUUCUCCUGCCAGUUCAAAGAUAGACAAGUCAAAACUCAAGAUUGGAGAAAUGCCCCAGGAAAUUAUUAUUAUAGAUUCCACUGAUGUGGUACCGGAAGUCAGCAUUGUCCAGAAAACAAGGUCAAAGUCGGUGGGAAGAUUAUCAGACAGUAGAUCUUUAUCAUGUUCUAGAGAUGAAAAGGACGAUAGUAAAAAGACAAAAGGAAAGUCUGCUUCUGUCGAUGAUGAAAUGAUUAAGAGUGCAGGAAAUUUGAAAAGUGACAAGCCAAGGCCAAAGUCCCUUGGAAUUUCUAAGAGUCUGGGAAGCACAGAAAAGAAGGAUUCUGUUGAUAAAGUAUCGCCAAAAAGAUCAGCCUCUAUGAAACAUAGGCCUGAUUCUGGAAAAGAAAUAAUUAUUAUUGAGGGCAUCUCAUCUGACCUUACGAAAUCCCCAAUAAAGAAGAAAGAUAUGAAAAAGGCACCAAUUGUGCAAGAACUUGCGGAAAGUCCCGUUGUUCUGCGUAAACCUGGACAGAGUCCAAUUUUAUUUGCUAGAGCAAAAUUAGGUUUAUCGGAAGGAAGUGGAAUUGGAACCUUGCAACGUCAGGGUGCGACUCAGUCUCCAACUUCUCAGCGUAGAGCAAAAUCACUAGAUGCUCCUGUGAUUGCUCUGCAUAGGUUACCAUCUGUUAAUGCCUUUUCUAGUAAAGAUGACACGGUAGACAUGUCAGAGGAAGCUGAAAAAGACGAAAAGCGGGAGGAAAUUCUGCAACCAGUUUCUAGACAAUCGACUCAGCUUGAAGCUUCACCAAAUCAUAGAUCUGAUAGUACUGAUCAUACGACAAUUCCAGAGAUAUUUACGGACUCUUUAUCAGUGACAGAAACGUCAACACAAUAUUUGGAAUCGCCUUUAACGGAGAACAAUGAAAUAUCAACGUGUCCUGAUCUGAUUCCUUAUGAACAAGAUGUCGAAAUGCAAAUUUCAACUGCUACUGUCGAUGCAUCUGAGUUCAGUCAAUUGAAAGUCGAUUCUUCGACUAGAUUUAUUGAUCAGAGUUCAGUGGAAUCGAAUGGUGAAUUUGAAGAAACUAAAGAGAAAGUAGAAGGGGUAAAAUCUGAUACAGCAAAAGUAGAUAACAAGAAAGAAACUACUUCUCAAUCUGUUCCAGAUGUUGUGCAAGUGAUGGAAGAUAUUUCAGUUGAACUCAAUAAAGAAGAUAUCGUUGCAAGAGUAAUACAGGAAAGGAUUAGAGCGCUAAGCCCCCGAGCUUCGGUUGACAAGGAAGAAGUGCCGAAUGUGACUGUCAGUGUUGUAGAAGGAGGCUACAAAUGUUUGCCCGAACCUUACAACAUCAAUCAAGAUCCUCCGGAUAUGGUUCGGUCGCCAAUACAGAUUUCGAUAGAAGAAUGCUCCGAUGAAGCGAGGUCCAGUGAUGAAGACCCGGAGGUAGUAGAUCAGGAAACCUACCAGAUUGAGGUUCACGAAAAGCGGAGACUAGAUUCUGGAGAUACUAGUGAGGACACUUUAGAUGCAUUAGAUACUCAGGUGCAGGUGCAGGGAGGUGAUAGUGAAAUGAGUUCACCAGAUUAUGGAAUUGACAAAGUUGACGAGAAGACUCUUGUGGAAGUUGAGCUGACUCCAGAGUAUUUGGAGAUGAGGAAGGAGGAGGAAGAAGGCGCUGAGGACCUGCCUGAAGACGAACCAGUUAGCAAAGAAUCUCUCGACACGUUGGAUCUUCAUCGGUUGGGAGUGGACAGGAAAUUGAGGUUAAGCACUGAGAGAUCUAGAAGUGAAGACACCAAUACCUGGACUCCAGAUAGAGAAGAUCCAGAUUCCAGUUCCUGUUCUAUCGCUCGACCUCUUGGCAUUGGUCAGGUGCAGCCAAUUAUUGACAGAAGAGAAAUCGCUAUGAUCAGAGAGUCUCGGAAGGAAGGUUCCAUGGAAGAAGAAAGCAGCAGUAGUUCACAUCUUCAUCCUAAACCAGAGUUGAGUUCAACCUGGAGACCCUUUCCCUUAGAAAGCUCGGGAAGUUCAAGUCUCGAAGAAGGUUGGAUGCCACCGGAUGAUAACAAUCACCAUCAGUCUCAAUCAGAGGAUAGCAACGGUGCGAACGAAGACAGCUUUCAGGAAGAUCUUAUCGACUUCCCGGGCGGUUUCAACUACCCGGUAGGGCCUGAAAUACUCGCUAAUUACGGGGCUUUUUCGUUGUCUCGUACUUUAUCCCGCAUUUCCGAGCGCUCGACGACUUCUGAGCAGGACAAGAGCGACAUGGAGGAUUCAUUUAAACCGAGUUCUAGAUCUCCGAGUAUUGAAGACGAAUCUCUGAUAUCCAGCGAUCACCAACCUUCAUUAUCCUCCGAUCCACCUUCUGGCGCAGCGCAUCCUUCAGUUUCAGAAGACCGUAGAACUUCUUCUGAACUUCCAGACAUUCCGAUCGAUGUUCAAGAUGAUGAUGGAAAGUCUCCAAAAACGAGAAGAGCUAGACUUCAGCUGCAGUCAUCGGAAGACUGGCCUACUCCUCCCAGUUCUCCUCUUUUCGAAACACCAGUUGUUAGUCACGUGGAGACUUUCUACAUGGAAAUCAAACCAGAAGAAGCUGUAAAAGUUACUGUCACUGAUAGCACAGAUACAACAACUGGGAGAGUCGAUCAGGACAGCGAUUCUAGUGACGAAAACAGAACACUUCAUGAAGAUUUGCACUCUGUUUUCCUGGAGGAUGGACAAAGUUCAGCUUCAGCAACAACUAUUGACGGCACUGUCAAGAUUGCCGUAAAACCGAAAUCUAAUAUCACUGGUUCAUCCCACAGCGAAGACACAUCCAUGGGACUUUCGAUGUCCGAGUGGUCGAGCUCAAACAACACCGUUCGUCAGUUUUGUCAAUAUUCUGGUACAAAAUCCGAUGACAAUUCACUCGCAGAGUUAGGAGCUUCCAUCUCCGACUGGUCUGGUAGCACCACCGUCAUUCCUCAACAAUUUUAUGCCAACUUGGCAACAGAGAAAAGCCAGAGUGACACAACAACCUCGGAGAAAAGUGGAACAAGUAUGAGACCAAACUCAAAGUGUCAACAUGUUGAAAGUCCUCCGCUGCCGGAUGAAGAGAACCCAAUGGGGAGUGGUUCCUAUGACAGAGGAAAAAUGAUAGGUGAGGAUGAAGACUCCGGGAAAGAUGAGUUCGACGAGGCUAGAAAAUUUGUGGAGAGUCAGUUUGAUGAGCAUCGUCGACGAUUUGAAGAUGAGACUGGAGCUCAGGCAUUUGUUGAUAUUUCUCCGCCCAAGAUCACUUUUGAAAACGAAUAUGCUGAAACCAUUCGAGAAGACUAUGAUGUACUCCCCGACGUUGUUGAAAUUCCGAAUAUUCCCUGUCCGAUUCCAGAGGAGGAUGAGGAUCAGUUGUACGAUAAUGUACCAGCGAUGAAGUACCCCAGUGUUGAUCAGGUUCGAAUGGAAGUGAUUCGAGGAGACAGUGGCGAAGAUAUGCAUGAAAGAUUUGCAGGCUUGGCUUCCAGGUCGAGAUGUGGUGAAGAGGAAUGGACUUUUGAUGAGCCAAUACAUCCUCAGAAUGCUGAUGUCUCCAAACGAUCUGGAAGAAUCAGUAGAUUUCAUUCUGAACUCAAGGAACAAAAACCUGGAACCAAAUCUACAGAGCGACCUGUGGUUUUUCCUGCCAGAGCAAAGUCAACGCCUUACUAUUCGACGACUAGUUUAAGCGGCGAGUCGACAACUUCUAGUCCUCCAAUGCAGGUCAGGGCGCAAAUCAGAACAAAGACGAUGCCUUAUUCUUCGAAUAGAAGUCCUCAGAGUGAAGGAGACACUUCGUCGAGUAUGGACAGUCCUUCUCACACUCCUGAUAGGGGACAGAGAGCUUUUAGGAGAAAAAGACAGCAGAGAAGACACCGGGCUUCGGUGGAUUUGGAAAUCAAGGUUGGUCAGAUUAUCUCUAGUACUGAUUCCAGCUUUGAUGUCGCGAAUCUUCCACCGCCUCUGCUUCCGGGACAGAGUCUCGACGUUGAAGGUGUUGGUGAUGAAAUGUCCGAUCCUAGGGAUGAAAAAGAGGAGCAGGAGGAAGAUCAGCAAUAA